Messenger RNA from Fusarium falciforme, 534 nucleotides. RefSeq names its product HET domain-containing protein. The transcript has a single exon. Bases 1 to 534 code for a protein of 177 amino acids. The record is from RefSeq and is a predicted model, not a curated record. NCBI's taxonomy places the organism in Eukaryota, Fungi, Ascomycota, Sordariomycetes, Hypocreales, Nectriaceae.
AUGGGCAAAAAUGACGAUACGCCGACUCUCCGACACGUGCAUGAGGAGCAGUACCAGGAGCCAGACUACCUCUAUCUCACCUAUUAUGAGGACGAAGAUGAAUAUGAGGAGGACGAGGAGGACGAGGAUAAAGAUAAGGAUGAGGAUGGGGAUGAGAGCGAAGGCGAUGUCUCUCCAGAUACGGAUGAACUUUUUAUUGCAGGGGCCCCACCUAGAAGAUGGAAAGAUGAAUUGCCUGGUCUACCUGCCAUGGCUGAGGCGGCUGAAGCCGGUUGUCAGCUCUGCCAGUUUCUUCGCCAAGCCAUUCUUCGAAAAGGGGUUUCCUUUGAAGGCCCUAUCCAGGUGAUGGCAGGAUAUAUAUGGGGCGCUAGUCGCACCGAAUUUGAGCAAAGAGACGAUGGACUUGUGGCUUGGAGAUGUGAGGUUCGCGAUGGGAGGGGAGAGGGAUAUUUGCUGUCUGCCAUGGACUUUAACGUGGAAACGAGAAACGGCAAGUACUUUGGACCCUUUUGCGCCUUUAGAAAGCUAACAUAG